This is a messenger RNA of Xiphias gladius (swordfish), 2723 nucleotides long. It is a transcript of the gene qpct, whose product is annotated as glutaminyl-peptide cyclotransferase. The coding region runs from base 97 to 1233 and encodes 378 amino acids. The transcript has 8 exons. The record is from RefSeq and is a predicted model, not a curated record. Gene Ontology annotation, molecular function: glutaminyl-peptide cyclotransferase activity; zinc ion binding. NCBI's taxonomy places the organism in Eukaryota, Metazoa, Chordata, Actinopteri, Istiophoriformes, Xiphiidae.
AGCGCCUCUACGUGAGCUCGGUAUCAACAUGAUACCUGGCUUAGCUCGCUAGUUAGCUGUCUGUCAAGUGUCCAAGUUCAUAGGCUGGAGACAGGAAUGUGGAGCGGAGCUGCAACGUCGACGGCCGAGCGGAGCCACGGUCCCUCCAUGAUGCCUCUGUUUUAUUCCGUGACCAUCUGGGUGACAUUCAUCCACUGCGCCGCUGGAAUUCCCUGGACACAAGAGAAGCUCCAACACCAAGCCGUCACACUAACGCAAGAUGAGAUUCGUACCAUCCUGUCUCACACUGACACGGAGCAGAUGUGGCAGAGGGAUCUGAGGCCGCUGCUGGUUACCAGGUACCCGGGCUCUGCGGGCAGCCAAGCUGUGCAGGAGCAUAUCAAAACAACCCUUGGUUCCCUCGCAGCAGGCUGGGAAGUGACAGAGGAUAAGUUUAUGUCACAGACACCCUAUGGCGCCCUGCCCUUCACCAACCUAAUUGCCACCCUCAACCCAUCAGCCAAGCGCCGCCUGGUUCUGGCCUGUCACUAUGACUCCAAGUACUACCCACCACAGUGGCACGGGAGGGAGUUCCAAGGCGCCACUGAUUCCGCUGUUCCCUGUGCCAUGAUGUUGGAGGUGGCACGAGCCCUGGAUGAAGAACUGAAAGCUCAGAAGAGCUCCAGCCCCAACCUGACCCUGCAGUUGAUCUUCUUUGACGGAGAGGAGGCCCUUUUCCAGUGGACCCCCACAGACUCCCUGUAUGGCUCUCGCCACUUGGCCCAGAAGAUGGAGAACACCCCACAUCCCGCUGGGGCCACAGACACCAACCAACUACACGGCAUAGAUCUGUUUGUGUUGUUGGACCUGAUCGGGGCUCCUAGCCCUCACUUUGGCAACCAGUUCCCCAGCACAACAUCCUGGCUCUCCAGACUGCAAAACAUUGAAAAGCGUCUCCACUCCAUGAACGAGCUGGUGGAUCAUCCUAACAGCGUGCAAUAUUUCUGGCCCAAUCGACCUGUUGGACACAUACAAGAUGAUCAUAUACCAUUCCUAAACAAAGGUGUACGUAUCCUCCACCUCAUUCCCUCCCCCUUCCCGUCCGUGUGGCACACGUUUGAUGACAAUGAACAGAACCUGGAUCGCUCCACCAUUCAGAACCUCAACAAGAUCUUGCAGGUCUUUGUUCUGGAGUACCUCAACGCUACACCAGCCAUCCCUUCAAUCCCUUCAAACCCACAGAAUGCCCCGUAAAUGAAAUUCCCCAGCAUACUCUUCAGCAACUCUGUUUCCUUUGAUGUUUUGCUGUAGUAAACGCCUUCAGCUGUGAUUUUAUAGACUGCCAUUUACUGCUAUUUCAAUACCAACGCGUCAACAAUAUGGGUGCCAACUGCAGAAAAAAGAUCAUAUUUUAUUUUGAAACCGAAGUCUAAAUAAGUAAAAGUAUAUAUUUUGAUCUAUGUGAGUAUAUAUGAAAAGUAUUUUCUUUGUCAAUGUUUUCAUAAGAGACUUGAAGACUCCGUGGCUUCAUCUUCCCUUCAAGCCCUCAGUCGCCAGCACACAGGAUCUUCUGUGUGCUUUUUACUACACUGCUCUCUUUAUAUCAGCCUAAACUCCUCGUUUACUCUGUGAGGAGGCACCUUAAUGUCAGUGCUAAUGUCCAGGACCCGCUCCACUUCGAUCAAAGAUGAGGAAAAAGAGGUCAAUCGUGACUGGGGGCUGUUUAAAUCCUGUGAUGUCCUUUAUUUUACAGUUGCCCAGGAGACAUUCAAAUACACAAAUGCAUUGCGAGUCAUUGUCACAGUUGGUGAUGUGUUCUAUAUGAAUUGCUAUGGGAAAAACUUGAAAAACGCUAAUAACAUUCAGAAACGGUCAUAUAAAUAUAUACAAUAGGUCAUUGGCAUUAAUUCUGCCAAAGCAUGUGGGAAGGAGUAUAUGGCAACACUCAUGAGACGGUGUCACAAGGUGUGUAUUAUCUUCAGGUUAUGUGACAUUUCCUCUCCUACAGUAAAUCUGCUCAGUGUUUAGAAAGCAAACCUGUCAGUGGCAGGAAGUUGCUUUAUUUGUACUAUCACAACAUCUUUAGCUCUUCAUAUCCUGUCAUCGUGGAUAGUGAAGUGGAUAACUUCCUGUGCUAAUGUUUCACAUGCCUGCCUUUGUUUAUACGACAUUAUUUGCCCGAUCUUAAUGUAGAUCCCAGAAUAAUAUACAAUGCUAAAACUGGACUUCCUGUGUUCUGAGGCUGAAAUAAAUGUUGAUUCAGAAUACAAAGCAGAUCACGCAGAUUUCUCUUAUCUUUACAGGUCUUUGUUUUAAUGUUAGUAUUUUGGGAGCCAUGGGUAAAGAAGUUGAUCCUGCUCUCAUGCUCGUUCAUUAUGACAAAGAAAGGUGACCUUUUGCACGAGGAAAUGUGAACUUUUCUUUAGCCCUAACCUAAUAGCCAGGCAAAAAUAGCCAAUACUGUUCUUCCAGUUUUGCAUUCACUCGUCAGGCCCCCCCCUCAUCCAGCCUUAAAGCUUGGGCCCUUUCUUCCUAAGCAGACCAAACACUCCCUCCAUCCCUCCACCUCACCUCGACAACAAUCCCAUGAUUCACUUAAUCCUAUCAGGGAGGACCUCCCCUGAAUUCCACACCACCCAAAUCCCCUUCAAUCCAGCCAACUCCCAUGAGAACAUAACGUGGCUCUGACUCCCCCGUUUGCUGCAGUCAGAAAUGUUGGCGAUGCCUGUUAACAACAUACUCGA